UGUGUUUCCCUGCGAAGAUCGGUCAGACCUGCGAGGCACUGUGAAGAGCGGGUGGAUCUGAGCGUUCUCUGUUUCUAUUUAAAUGAUCUUAAAGUUUGGCUGUGCGGGAGUAAAAGUUGUCCAAUGGUGUCUUCUCUAAGGAAAGCAAAAUGUCUGAUAAAAGUGACUUGAAAGCGGAGCUUGAGCGCAAAAAGCAGCGCUUAGCACAGAUAAGAGAAGAGAAGAAACGGAAGGAAGAGGAGAGAAAAAGGAAGGAGGCAGAUAUGCAGCAGAAGAAAGAACCUGCUCAGGAUGACUCUGAUCUGGAUCGUAAACGACGAGAGACAGAAGCUUUGCUACAGAGCAUUGGGAUAUCUCCUGAGCCUCCUCUAGUGCAGCCGCUGCAUUUUUUAACUUGGGAUACCUGUUAUUUUCAUUAUUUAGUCCCAACCCCUAUGUCUCCCUCUUCGAAAUCAGUGAGCACUCCCAGUGAAGCUGGAAGCCAAGACUCAGGCGAUCUGGGGCCAUUAACAAGGACCCUGCAGUGGGACACAGACCCCUCAGUGCUCCAGCUGCAGUCAGACUCAGAACUUGGAAGAAGACUGCAUAAGCUGGGUGUGUCCAAGGUUACCCAAGUGGAUUUCCUGCCCCGAGAAGUGGUGUCUUACUCCAAGGAGACCCAGACUCCUCUUGCUACACAUCAGUCUGAAGAGGAUGAGGAAGAUGAAGAAAUGGUGGAACCCAAAGUUGGCAAUGAUUCAGAACUGGAAAAUCAAGACAAAAAGCAGGAAAUGAAGGAAGCCCCUCCCAGGGAGCUGACAGAAGAAGAAAAACAGCAGAUUCUUCAUUCAGAAGAAUUCCUCAUCUUUUUUGAUCGAACAAUACGAGUAAUUGAAAGAGCACUGGCCGAAGAUUCUGACAUCUUUUUUGACUACAGCGGCAGAGAGUUAGAGGAAAAAGACGGGGAUGUUCAGGCUGGAGCCAAUCUCUCUUUCAACCGUCAGUUUUAUGAUGAGCAUUGGUCUAAGCAUCGGGUGGUCACUUGUAUGGACUGGUCUCUCCAGUACCCUGAGCUGAUGGUCGCUUCUUACAACAACAAUGAAGAUGCGCCGCAUGAACCAGAUGGAGUAGCCUUGGUUUGGAACAUGAAGUUUAAGAAAACCACACCAGAAUACGUCUUCCACUGUCAGUCCUCUGUGAUGUCUGUCUGCUUUGCCCGUUUUCAUCCUAAUUUGGUGGUUGGUGGAACAUACUCAGGCCAGAUUGUCCUGUGGGACAAUCGCAGUCAUCGAAGGACACCUGUGCAGAGGACACCCUUGUCAGCUGCUGCACACACACACCCAGUGUACUGUGUCAAUGUCAUUGGGACCCAGAAUGCUCAUAACCUCAUCACUGUCUCCACUGAUGGGAAAAUGUGCUCCUGGAGCCUGGACAUGCUCUCAACUCCACAGGAGAGCAUGGAGCUGGUGUACAAUAAGUCCAAGCCUGUCGCUGUUACUGGAAUGGCUUUCCCGACGGGAGAUGUCAAUAACUUUGUGGUCGGCAGUGAGGAGGGUACAGUCUACACAGCCUGUCGUCAUGGAAGCAAAGCAGGCAUUGGUGAGGUCUUCGAAGGCCACCAAGGGCCAGUCACGGGAAUUAACUGCCACAUGGCUGUGGGUCCAAUUGACUUUUCUCACUUGUUUGUCACGUCGUCAUUUGAUUGGACUGUCAAACUAUGGACCACAAAGCACAACAAGCCGCUCUAUUCCUUUGAAGACAAUGCGGACUACGUGUACGAUGUCAUGUGGUCCCCCGUGCACCCCGCGCUCUUCGCCUGCGUGGACGGGAUGGGGCGCCUGGACCUCUGGAACCUCAACAACGACACGGAGGUUCCAACAGCAAGUGUGGCCAUCGAAGGGGCAUCUGCCUUAAACCGCGUUCGUUGGGCUCAAGCUGGCAAGGAAGUCGCUGUUGGGGACUCAGAAGGCCGUAUUUGGAUCUAUGAUGUGGGAGAGCUUGCAGUUCCCCACAAUGAUGAAUGGACGCGAUUUGCCAGGACCCUGGUGGAAAUUCGUGCCAACAGAGCUGACAGCGAGGAGGAGAGUGCAGUGGAGUUAUCUGCCUAGUAGAAAUGAGCCCCUUCUCCCCCCAUCGUAGCCCAGCCUUUAUGAGCUAUAGAGCUCACCAUCCUGUGUUUGGUAUCCAUUCAGUAUCGGUAUAACAGUGAUGUUUUGGGUGCCAUAUUGUGCCAGCUUUCCUCCAGGUAUCCCACACUAUCCACUGACCUGAAAUUCACCAGAGCAUUUCUAUCUUUAUCUUUCUGUCUCAAAAAUGAAAGGGGUGGGAGACAUUUACGGGUUUAGUUGUUGCCUUUUAACUACUUCGUAGCUGUGUUUAUUAGCUGGAAACCUCUGGUAAAAUUUGUGCUUAUGUGCACUUUUUGGCAUAGUCCUAUUAAAUCCAUAUGAAGCCAAAUAUGAUUGGGUGCAGAUGUGGUGGGCCUCAUGAUAUGGUACACGGCCAAGGACGUGCGAUGUGGUGUUUUACAUGGUGGCUCACAUUAUGAAUGGAUUUUCUAGAAGAACAUUGCUGCUCCUUAUUUAUUGUAGUGCUCUGCAUGGAACAUAUUUAUUUGAAAGCAUUAAAAUAAAUGAUCCUAGAGCAUGUGCAUAAUGAGAGAACUGUAUUCUCUCUGCUGCUGUUGAGGUUACAUUAAGUUCCAAAUAACAAUUAUAAUAUGCCAGUUCCACUGAGAACAUGAAGUCUUUAGAGGUUUGUUGCAGUGAACGGAAUGAAUUUUAAUGCCCAUUAUUUCUAGGUACUUUAACCAUAUUUCAAAUAUAGUUGACCAUUGAUACUUGUCAUUCAAGCUAACACAAAAGUCCAACAAAAGUCUGUGGUUCCUAAAUAUUACACCAGUAUUACCAAUAAAAUGUUCCAAACCA
Molecule: messenger RNA, 2906 nt
Organism: Fukomys damarensis (Damara mole-rat)
Lineage: Eukaryota; Metazoa; Chordata; Mammalia; Rodentia; Bathyergidae
Gene: Dync1i1
Product: dynein cytoplasmic 1 intermediate chain 1
Exons: 17
Coding region: 150-2087 (645 amino acids)
Biological process (GO): transport along microtubule
Cellular component (GO): cytoplasmic dynein complex
Molecular function (GO): dynein light chain binding; dynein heavy chain binding
Source: RefSeq, a predicted model, not a curated record